This is a messenger RNA of Carlito syrichta (Philippine tarsier), 3540 nucleotides long. It is a transcript of the gene LGALSL, whose product is annotated as galectin like. NCBI's taxonomy places the organism in Eukaryota, Metazoa, Chordata, Mammalia, Primates, Tarsiidae. Gene Ontology annotation, molecular function: carbohydrate binding. The transcript is spliced from 5 exons. Bases 20 to 538 code for a protein of 172 amino acids. The record is from RefSeq and is a predicted model, not a curated record.
CGCCGCGCCGGGCAGGAAGAUGGCGGGAUCGGUGGCCGACAGCGACGCCGUAGUGAAACUAGACGAUGGGCAUUUAAACAACUCCUUGAGCUCUCCAGUUCAAGCCGACGUGUACUUCCCACGACUGAUAGUUCCAUUUUGUGGGCACAUUAAAGGUGGCAUGAGACCAGGCAAGAAGGUGCUAGUGAUGGGCAUCGUAGACCUCAACCCAGAGAGCUUUGCAAUCAGCUUGACCUGCGGUGACUCGGAAGAUCCUCCUGCCGAUGUGGCAAUCGAACUCAAAGCUGUGUUCACAGACCGGCAGCUACUCAGAAAUUCUUGUAUAUCCGGAGAAAGGGGUGAAGAGCAGUCAGCGAUCCCUUACUUUCCGUUCAUCCCAGACCAGCCAUUCAGGGUGGAAAUUCUCUGUGAACACCCACGUUUCAGAGUGUUUGUGGAUGGACACCAACUUUUUGAUUUUUACCAUCGCAUUCAAACAUUGUCUGCCAUCGACACCAUAAAGAUAAAUGGGGACCUCCAGAUCACCAAGCUUGGCUGAUGUUAAACCACCUCAAUUUCAAAAAGGACCACGUGCCGCAACUAUCUGACUAUUGGUCUGGAAGAAGUGUCCUAGCAAGAUCUGGAGACUUGAAAAUAAAACAAGACAAAUAGCAAGCUUCACUGUCUCUUUUUCUGUGCAGUCUAAGCCCAAAGUGACAGCUUCAACCAUGGUUUGCCCUUGAAAAAAAAGCUGUUGGGACAAAGACAUCGAGCCAUUAUUCCCAGAACAAAGUAAUAUACAUGUAUGCUGGAUUUUAUUCAGACUAAACUAAAAUGGACUUGUGAUGAUUUGUGAUUUGGUAGCAAAUUAUUCAUCUUUUCAAAGCAAGGUGUUGCUUAGAAACAGAAGUGCUAAAGACACUAAAACAAUAACAACAACGGUACACCGAAAUGAACGCAUUUCUGCACUGACGUGGAAUUGUGUAGCACAACUAACAUUUUAGUCAGGGUAUUUACAUAGAAUGUAGGUUGUUCAAGUUUUGUUUGUUCUUUCUGUUUUGUUUUUGUUUUGCACAGCAUAAUGUUAAUUCAGAUUGUUGAAGCUUUCUUGUAGUUAUUUAUUUAUACUCAAGUAUGUAUUAGAGAAUGAGCAGUGUCUCAAGAACAGCAAACUAUAAACUUUUGAAUGUACAAAUAUCUUAGGUCCAAGGGGGAAAAGUAUGUAUUACAAUUAUGAAACAGGUGAAUUUCUACCUAAAAGAAUUGGGUCAUAUUCUUCAUACCCCUAAACUUAGGAUCUUUUGAUAUAAAUUGCUGUAAGUGCUUUUGGGAAAACUUUGCAACAUUUCGAUAAACUGCUUUUCAAGUUACAGUAUUGUUGAUUAUGUAAAAUUCUAUUUACAUUGCUUUUUCUCUUUACUGUGAAUUAGCACAGUAUUGGCUACCUUAAGACUAAUUAACUACUUCUCCCUAGGUUUGUAUAAUAGCUCAUUGAGUUGUUAUUAAAUUAAUUGCAAACACAUAAGAGGUGAUUGCAGAGACAAUUUUUAAAAUGACUAUUACAUAAAACUUUAAAAAGAAUAAUUUGAAAAUGAUUAUGGAAUGCAGUGUAAAGCAGAAGCAAAUGGCCCUGAAUAACUUACUUAGAAGUAAUUUAUAUCAACAUAAGCUGUUAGCUCAUUGUAUAACUUUUCUUAUGUGACCCUCACCAAUAUCCCUAAGUAAUGCCUUUGGAGCUUCAGAGUAGAAGAUGCUUCCUACUGUGUUGACUGUGAGACAGUAGGAUUAGAUGGGAUCCAGAUUAGGACAUAAUGCAGUCAGUUUAUCUGAAAGGUGAACUCCCAGGACUCCAAGUCUUUGAGUCCAGCCAAUAGUGUAGAUGCUUCCAGUUAAGCUGUAGGUGUUUCCCUUCACAUGUGGAACUGAUCAAACAGCAGGGUGACUCCAGCAGGAGGCUGCAGUACUGUGACCAUCACAAGGCAGAGAAUGGUUGGAGUACUGGAUGCUGGAUUUCACGAGCUGCACUGGCCCUGGAGAGAAGGACCCUUGGCAUUGCUUUGGUCAGGUAGUGGGGGAAGACAGGGGUACUGGGGUGGGGGUGUAUUUAUAUAUAAUUUAGGUUUUGUUUGUACAGCAUACUAUGUCUUGUAAUGACACGUCCUUGUCCUGCUUUGCUUUUGUGUUUUUUAUACAACAUGCAGGGGCACUGAAGUGGUAAUGUCAUUUUCAGGUGUCAAGAAUGUAGACAGUGUUUCAGUACCAAAGUCUAAGACAAAGCAAACUAAAAUUGUGAAUUUUUUGUAGAUGAUAUAUAUAUAUUUGGAUUCUUCUCAACUUUGAACCUGUUUGGCACUGUUCCAUAGUGUGAUAUGUAUAUAAAGAUAUUGUGUCCAGCGAGACCAGCUCCAAGGAAAACUUUAUGUACCAGCUGACUUAAUUCAGCCAUAUACAGCCAUGAGGGCUGUUCUGUGGCUCUAGGUGUCUUGAAGCCUAUGGUUAACUUCUCAUGGCUUGUCUCUAAAAAGUUUGAGGAGUGUUUGUAGAGAGACUUAAAGAACACCCUAAAAUAUAUUUGUAAUAGUUUUGAUUCAGCCUAUGGUGGAAGACCCCCUAGAUGGACCCUUUCAAGUGGCCAACCAUUCCCACCUACUGCAUAAUUCAGUGGAAACUAGAGGAGCAGGGAGUAUAACUGAUUGGAAUUGACACUCUUGUUCUCUCUACCUAUCAGCUAACUCAUUAGCAGCCAAGCCCUUCGGCAACAUAGUGCGAAAAUAGAGUGUUAACUCUGUUUUUCAGUGAGGUCAGUGGAACCUCUUGGAUAAAUCAGUUGGGAUUCAUCUAAACAGUAUGAUGAUUUGAUUCAGGGAUAGCUAAAUUAGCAGGGGAUUCAUCCAGUUGUACUAAAUGGUUAGCUAUAAACUGGAAACACCCUCUCCUGGGCCUGUGAGGUCUAAAGUGAGAAUUUCAGGAUGGAAAGUGCAAUUUAAAGCUUCACAGGAAAGUAUUUGGGUAUGUAAGGAGUUUUUUCUGACCAGAGCCCUUGUUUCACAAUAACCAAAAUCAAGAAAUAUAAAUAACAAUCAGGCUCUGGGGGAAUAGAAGGCAGGCUGUAGACAAUCUGUCCGUUUCUAUAGCAGAAUUGGAGUGAAUGUGUGUAUCUACUUAAAAUGUUAAUAUAAGUGACUUCUACUUUUUGGGCUAUCCCAGAAUUGUUUUUAAAAUAUUAUUUUUUUAAAUUUUGAAACCCCAUUUCAAAUCUUGCUAAUUUCAGUUCAAAACUCCCUGGGGGCUCACUUUUAGAAUUGAUGAUUUGUUAAAAUGGUAAAUCAUUUAAUUUGCAUUAAAAAUAAUAUCCAAAAAGAGGGAGGUAGCCCUAUUGCCUUGAGAGAAACAGCCUUGGCAUUUUCUGGCAUUGAUGUAGAAAUAAUGUUCCUAUGAUGACAUAUUUUCAAAGAAACACUUUCUUAUUUACUGCGUGGUGUAAAAUGUGCUAAAUGUGUUGUUACAUUAUGUCACUGCUGAAAGUUAUUUGCACUAUAAUAAAGGAAUUUUCUACAAAAU